GCCCACGCGUGACAUCUGACAGAAGAAAAAAAUGAAAUAAUUAUAUAAAUAAGCAAGGUGCAGUUCCGCCAGGAGCCGUAAGUGUAUGUGUGUGUGGCGUCUGUCUGAAACAUGAACCGCUUGCGUUAGACAUCAGGAGGGCGAUUCAAAACGGGGGAAAUAUCAGCACCAAUCACCAUCCUCAUCAUCUUCAUCAUCCUUCUGAAAACCUGCGCGCGCGCCAGCCAAAUUAAAUCAGGGUGGUGGAAUUAUUUGUGCAGCUGCCAAUGAAGGGAAGGAAGGAGUGACACACACCACAGAGUGUGUGUUUUGGUUUGCAUUCGUGUUAAUGUUCUUAUUUACUACUCUCUUAAUAAUCAGCCUCGGAAAACUGGAGCAUACAUGUCAUGAUCUGAGAAAAGCAUCGGGUUAUUCUUAUGGCUUAACAUAUGAUCUGAAUUCAACCCAGGUCAAACUGCUCCUCUCUCCUCCCCUCUCCAUUUUUUCUCCUCCCCUCCCUCCCCUAUGCUCAGUUCGGUGUGUGUCUCCUCAUACAAAGGGCGCAAGGGUGGGAACAAGUCGUCCAACAAAGCAUGUUACAGCGCCGACAUGACUUGCCCGUCGGAAAGCGAGAAAAUCGUCAUCAACUGCGGCGGCGUGAGGCACGAGACGUACCGGAGCACCCUGAAGACGCUGCCCGGGACGCGUCUGUCGUGGCUCACUGAACCGGACGCCUUCAACAACUUCGACUACGACCCGAAGUCCGACGAGUUCUUCUUUGACAGGCACCCGUCCGUCUUCUCGUUCAUCCUCAACUACUACCGGACGGGCAAGUUGCACUGCCCCAACGACGUGUGCGGCCCGCUGUUCGAGGAAGAGCUCGCCUUCUGGGGCAUCGACGAGACCGACGUGGAGGCGUGCUGCUGGAUGAACUACCGGCAGCACCGGGACGCGGAGGAGGCGCUGGACAGUUUCGAGACGCCCGAGCCGGAGGUGCCGGACGACGACCCGGCGCUCGCGGGGGACGGAGACCUGAAGCGGCUCUGUCUGCAGGAGGACGGCAGGAAAGUGGGCUGGUGGCGCGUGUGGCAACCCCGGAUCUGGGCGCUCUUAGAGGACCCAUAUUCGUCCAAAUACGCGCGGUAUGUGGCAUGUGGAUCCCUUCUGUUCAUCCUCAUCUCCAUUUCCACCUUCUGCAUGGAGACACAUGAAGCGUUCAAUACCAUCAUUAAGAAAACGGAGAAUGUUACAGAGGGGAACGUGACGAGAGAGGAGAUCAUGUACGAGGUGGUGACGGACACAUGGCUGACGUACGUGGAGGGAGUGUGUGUCGUCUGGUUCACCAUCGAGGUGUUCACACGCAUCGUCUUCUGUCCCGACAAGGCCGAGUUCUUCAAGAGCAUGCUGAACAUCAUCGACUUCGUGGCGAUCCUGCCUUUCUACUUAGAGGUCAGUCUGAGGGGACUCCCCUCCCAAGCGGCGAAAGAUGUGCUGGGCUUCCUGCGAGUGGUGCGCUUCGUCCGAAUCCUGCGUAUCUUCAAGCUGACUCGACACUUCGUGGGUCUCCGGGUUCUCGGACACACGCUUCGCGCAAGUAUCAAUGAGUUCCUCUUGCUUAUAAUCUUCCUCGCUCUCGGCGUCCUCAUCUUCGCCACCAUGAUCUACUACGCUGAGAGGAUAGGAGCCAGUCCGGACGACCCUACUGCGAGCAACCACACCAACUUCAAGAACAUCCCUAUUGGUUUCUGGUGGGCCGUGGUGACCAUGACCACUUUAGGCUAUGGAGAUAUGUAUCCACAUACGUGGUCAGGGAUGCUGGUGGGGGCGCUGUGUGCCCUCGCGGGGGUGCUGACUAUCGCCAUGCCCGUCCCCGUCAUUGUGAACAACUUCGGCAUGUAUUACUCUCUGGCCAUGGCCAAGCAGAAGCUGCCCAAAAAGAAGAACAAACACAUCCCGAGAGCCCCGCAACCCGGCUCGCCCAAUUACUGCAAGCCGGAUGCCCUGGCCAUGGCGACGGCCUCGCCCCAGAGGAUCCUGGGUAACGUGCUGGGCGGCGUGCUGAGCUCGAGCGGGAUGACAGGGGACUGUCCUCUAGCUCAGGAGGAGAUCAUAGAGAUUAACAGAGACUCGAAGCAGAACGGUGACGCAGCCAGCGCCGCUCUAGCAAACGAGGACUGCCCAACUAUCGAUCAGGUUCUCAGUCCAGAUGAGCGCAGCCCAGUGGGCCUAACACAAGAACGCUAUCAGCAGGACAGAGCCUGCUUCCUCCUCAACACACGAGAGUUUCGACCCACUGAUGGGAAUGUGCGGAAAGCCACGGGUUAUGAGAAAUCUCGCAGCCUGAACAACAUAUCAGGAAUGGCGGGGUCGUCCCUGCGUUUGACCCCCAUCACCAGCACGCCCUUUGACCCUUUCGAGGCCCCGGGACCCCUCCGUCGCUGCCGCUCCCCCAUUCCCUCAAUUUUGUAGCUGAAAAGGCGGAAAGAGUGAC
Messenger RNA from Carassius carassius (crucian carp), 2470 nucleotides. RefSeq names its product potassium voltage-gated channel subfamily C member 1-like. Gene Ontology annotation, molecular function: delayed rectifier potassium channel activity; protein binding. NCBI's taxonomy places the organism in Eukaryota, Metazoa, Chordata, Actinopteri, Cypriniformes, Cyprinidae. The record is from RefSeq and is a predicted model, not a curated record. The coding region runs from base 505 to 2448 and encodes 647 amino acids. Gene Ontology annotation, cellular component: axon; neuronal cell body membrane; voltage-gated potassium channel complex. Gene Ontology annotation, biological process: protein homooligomerization; potassium ion transmembrane transport. The transcript is spliced from 5 exons.